This is a messenger RNA of Podarcis lilfordi (Lilford's wall lizard), 2010 nucleotides long. Lineage: Eukaryota; Metazoa; Chordata; Lepidosauria; Squamata; Lacertidae. The record is from the annotation of a GenBank genome assembly.
CGGCGGCUGACGGGGACGGAGGAGGAAGAGCAGCAGGUGGUGGCGGCAGCGGCUGGAGCCAGCAUGCCCGUCGCUAAGCGUCGGGGCUCCCGCAGCAGGCCCGAGGACGGGCCUCCCCACGGGGCGAGAGGCAAGUGCGGCCCCUUUAAGGCUCCUCUCGCUACUUCGCCGCGCUCGCGACUGGCUCGAGGCCGCGCGGUAAACACUCGGGCCGGUCGGCUCGUGACGUCACCUCUGAGGACGCUCCCCCUUAAAGGGGCAGGAGCCGGACGGCCGCAGCUGCCCUGCCUAUGGCACAGCCCGGGUAGGAUGCCGGCCGCAGACUAGCAACCUCGAGCCGGAGGCCUCUUUCGUAAUUAGGACUUUUUUGGGGGGGGGGCACACACACACACACACACACACACACACACACACACCUCUCUCGCGGCAGAGGAAAUGGUACACGGGGCGCGGAGAAAUGUGCCUUUUUUGUGAUAAGCAUCCCCUGCAUCUCCCGUGCGCGGACGAUCCAGGCGUAGGUUCUUGGGAGAUGCUGAAAAGUUUUCAGCAGAAAGGCAAUGCACAGGAAGAGAAAUGCACUAGAGGACGCGCCAGCUCUCCGGAAGGCGCCUGGCAAAGAGAGGAGGCGGCAGGUGCGCCUACCUGCCUAUAUAUGGGAAGGUGUUUCUGCCUCCAGCAUUGCUGACUUUCAGGAGAAAUGUACACACAUUUCUGCUUUCGCAGGCACUUGGCGGCUGAAGGAUACCGGUCAGGGUAACCUUGCCCUUAGCAGGAAUGAGGGUAUGCUAUUGCUUUAAAAAGUUCUAAAUGCAUGGGGUUUUUUUUACUUGUUUCUAGUUGAUUUUGAAGCGUUUAAAACGUCUUUUAAAAUUGUAUUAACUUUUGGAUGUUUGCUACCUGGGGCUCCUUUGAGAGGAAGGAUGGAAAUCUAAGAAAUAAAAUCUAAAAAGAGCUCAUCCCUGGAGUCAGUAAUUUAGGACAGGACGAGCUGCAACGUGCUUAACUAUUCAGUGCAGAAUUACAACAUACAAAUGUUUACUAAAGGAGAACUUUGCAGUUGCUUGUUGCAGCAGCAAGAGCUUUUGAUGGUAUUGCCAGCAACAUGCUCAGUUCUCACUGCCACCAGUGUUGCUGUGUUGUUGGCGCCUUAAUGUUCACCCUGAACGUUAGGAGUAACUGGAAUACUUGUUUAGUCUCUUCUGACAUUUAUUUGUUGGCCCUCUUUAGCCAUGGUUCUCAGAAAUGCUUACCAAAAAAUCCCCAAAACCAAAAAAAGGGCACCUAAAUCCAACAGUUGGAGUUGGCCUGCAUAAAGGUCUUCUUAAAGAGUUCAGAUCCCAUCCGUCCCCCGGCUUAAAAUAGCUACCUGCAAUUUUUAUGUCUUUUAAAAAGGGUUUCCAAACCCUGCUGAAAUGGAAUCACCUAGUUUUGAUGUAACGUUCUACUUUCAACCCUAGGUGUACCAGUACAGUACUUCCUUACCAGGAAACAAGGUUGCCACCUAUUAUUUGUCCAGCACCAAGGCAGCUGUUUCUACAAUGGGGCAGACUACAGACGACAUUUCUGCCUACUAUGCAGGCCCAAAUGGUGGAUGGAAGGGCAUUUCUAGCAGAAUCCUAGUCUAGAACUUAUCAACUGCACUCAUCUGAAAAAAAGGGAAGUUUAUACAAUUUGUUGCCCGGAUACAGAGCUUAGCCAUUCCCCACCUCCAUGCAGAUGGCUGGUAGGCAGCAACUUGCCAUGCUGUAACCAGGAGGAGAACAUUGGCCAUGCUCCUGGAAAACACCAACAAUCUCUUGUUAGGAGGCACAUUAUUAUAGCCUCUUGGCUGCCCACAAAGAAGGGGAAUUUCAGGAACAUCCUUGCUUGGAGGAAGAGCUUACAAACAAGAAAUGAAGACCAAAUAUGAACAAGCACAGAACUGAACAAGAUUUUAGAAUGAUUUUUUGUUGAAAAUUACUCCCCCCCCCCACAUUUGUGGUGAUAAUAAAAAUAUACACCCCUCCAUAA